AUGGGUGUGUUUAAUUUAGUGUUUCAUCAUGGAGAAAGUUUCGUGCAAGACGGCCAUACGUAUUAUAGAGGAGGUAGUGAGACUACUGUUGAAGGUCAGGACGAAGAUAAAUGGAGCUUUUUUGAAGCUGUUAGUCUGGUUAAAGACGGGGGUUAUGAAGGUUUUAGGCUAUGGAGAAAGAUUCCGCAAACGGAUGAAGGGUUUACAAAUGUUGUUGAUGAUGCAGGAGCUGUAGAAGUUGCUAAGCAUUGUAUGUCUUGUAGGGUUCACGAUGAUCUUUGGGUAGAGCACGGUGUAGAAGACAUGAUGACCAAGGUUCUGGUACCUAAUGUUGAUGACUUCAGCACCUCUAGUGGAGAUGAUAGUACUGGUGACUAUGUUGAUGCAAGCCAAUGUUUCAAUGACAGUGAAGAGGAAAGAGUAAUUGACGUAGAAGAAGCCAAUGUUCAAGACUAUGUUGUUUCUGCAUUACAGUAUCAAAACUUAGAUCCUGAGAAAUAUGUCGACCCUUGUUACAUGAGAGAAGCUUACAGGGUAUGUUAUGAAAACAAUGUUAGUCCAAUAAAUGACAUGGACAUGUGGCCAACUGUGGAUGCUGAAGAAUUGUUGCCACCACAAUACAAGAAGGGGCCUGGAAGGCCUAAGAAACUGAGGUUUAGAGAGUUGGAUGAGAAUGGUUCAAGGAUGAGGAGGGUAGGUGUAGCAUAUAGAUGCACGCAUUGUGACAAAUUUGGCCAUAAUUCUAGGAAGUGUCAAGCUAAGGAGCAAGAUCCUAAUGCACUAAAGAGAAAGAGAAAGACACCCAGGACCAAAGUGUCAAAAAAAUCUGAUGGGACUGUGGAUGAAGGCCCAGAGAUGGAUGCAAAUGUUGAUACAACUGCAACUGGAGGUGGAACUGUGGAUGAAGACCCAGAGAUGGAUACAAAUGUUGAUACAACUGCAACUGGAGGUGGAACUGUGGAUGAAGACCCGGAGAUGGAUGCAAAUGUUGAUACAACUGCAACUGGAGGUGGAACUGUGGAUGAAGGCCCAGAGAUGGAUGCAAAUGUUGAUACAACUGCAACUGGAGGUGGAACUGUGGAUGAAGACCCAGAGAUGGAUGCAAAUGUUGAUACAACUGCAACUGGAGGUGGAACUGUGGAUGAAGACCCAGAGAUGGAUGCAAAUGUUGAUACAACUGAAACUGGAGGUGGAACUGUGGAUGAAGGCCCAGAGAUGGAUGCAUUGCUGAAUAAUAUGAUGGAUCUUUAUGAAGAACAACAAUCACAAGUUGACAAUCCCACACAACCUACUGCUAUGCAACCUCCCCCAACACAUGAAUCACAACCUGCUGCAAUGCAACCUCCCCCAACACAUGAUUCACAACCUGCUGCAAUGCAACCUGGCCCUGCUGCUACUAAUGUCAAAAAACCUUCAGCUAGGAAAAAGGUCGUGGCCGUGCCUUGGAAGCGAUCAAGAAAGAGAGUCAGUGAAAGAUUGAAGGAAGUGAGGAAUUCCAAAAGACAUGGUGGGCCUGGAUCAACACCUGAUGCACCUUUGACCAUAGGUGAAGAAACUGGUGGUAGUACCUCAAAGAAGAUAUCAAGGAAGAAGAGGAAGGGCAUUGAUCAGUAG
This is a messenger RNA of Vicia faba (fava bean), 1614 nucleotides long. The record is from the annotation of a GenBank genome assembly. Lineage: Eukaryota; Viridiplantae; Streptophyta; Magnoliopsida; Fabales; Fabaceae.